UUCCACGUCUAAUAAGAAAUUUCUGUUCACCCUAAAGAUUGUUUCGUGCAAGAGAGGCAGACGAGAACGACGAGCACAGUACACUCCAACCAGUUUUAAUAUGUCAGAUGAUGAAAAUCAAUCCAUGGAGGAUGAUUUCCUGGAGGAUCAAUCUAACGACGAGCAUUCUAUUGGGAGUGAUAGAAAUGCACAUGAUGAGUCAGGUCCAAAAAAGGAAAUCAUAUUCAAUGAAUAUGGGCAGCCCGUAGGUCUUGGAUCAGAGAAGUUUUCAACUGUAGUUGGAAAAAUUGCAAAGGCACAUUGUCCACCUGCGAUCAAAUCAUGGAAGGAUGUCAGCUUCAGUAUCAAGAAUACCAUAUGGAACAAUAUUACUUAUGAGUAUUGUGUACCAGAAGUGUAUAGGAAAAAAGUGCUAAGAAAAGCAAACAUUGCUUGGAAAAAUUGGAAAUCAUCACUUCGUAAGAAGUAUGAUAAGUAUAAAACGGAUGUUGCUCGAAAAAAGAAUAGGCCAAGAGGUAUGAAAAAAGAAGACUGGGAAGAUUUUAUUGAGUUCUGCUCUAUGCCAGCAGACAAGGAUCGACGUGAAAAGGGCAGAAAAUCAAGGAAAUGCGCUAAGAGACUACAUUCAUCGGGUAGGACUGGGUGUGCAAGGAUAGCUCACAGAAUGAUUCCUUUCUCAUCUAUAUCUGCACACAUGGUUGUGAAUUCAUGGCCCAUGUCCGCUAACAUUUCUUGACGAGAUAUGGAAGAUGAACCCAAAAUCACCUUAAAUGUAUGUGCCUUUUCCAUUUUAUGGCGUUUAGCCAAGCUCACCCUUUUAUAUUGUUAUAUGUUUGUAGAAAGAGGAAAGUCCUACCGGGGACAUCAAUAGAACUGAAUUGUAUUUGGUCACACAUGUCAGAAAGGAUGGUUCUACCUCCAUGAGCACAAGUGAAGGAUUGGACCAAAUUAGAAGGCUUGUAGUCGAUGAUCCAUAUUUGGGACAGAAAGAUUUGGAUCAUGAUGCUGUUGCGAUGGUAUGUGGUCGUGAUGGAAACGGUUAUGUACGUGGUAUGGGUGGAGGUGUUACAAAGACUGAAAUACAUGCUUCAGGUCCUUCUAGAGAAAUUGCUCGCAAAGAAAAGGAAAAACAUGAAACGGUUAACAAUGAAAUAAUAAUACUUAGAGAAGAAGUAGCUACAUUAAAGCAACUGGUCCAAAGUAAUGCAGCAAAAUCUCAGCAAUCACAAGAGUUCCGUGAUACUUCUCAGGGAGGUGAAUCUAGUCUAACUACAAGGGGGUGUUUCAUAAAAAAUUUAAGGAAAAAGGUUAUUGCUUAUGGGCGUUUAAAUAUGGAAGCUCCACCAAAUGAAGAAGCUUAUAGUAUCAUUAUUGAUGAGAUCUUUGAUGACAGUGAGUACCUAUAUGACAGAGAUGAGAAGUUUGAAGACAUAUUGAUCGGUGAACUCAUCAAUUGGCCAAAAGCAAAUGUUCACUUCACUAGGAUCAAUUAAUGUUCAGUGCUACUUUUGUUCUUUGAUCUUUAGUUUGCUAGUUUUUACACGUUAGACUUAUUGAAUAUUAGUUAAAGGGUCAAUUUGGACCAUGUAUGUCAAUCGCACUUGAUGUUCGAAAGAUGGUAGAGAUUACUCAAUUCUAAUUGAGUUAUUUGUUGAUGAAUGAAAAUUAUUUACUUUAUUUUGUUCUCUUAA
This is a messenger RNA of Cuscuta epithymum, 1691 nucleotides long. The record is from the annotation of a GenBank genome assembly. Lineage: Eukaryota; Viridiplantae; Streptophyta; Magnoliopsida; Solanales; Convolvulaceae.